AUCGUGGCGGGUGGACGUGUCCUGCCUUCGCGUUACGCGUCCCGAGUGAUUAGUGUUCACGAAAUCACCGCUUACGUGCGGGGUGCUGUGCUAGUGGAUUAAGAUAUUGUGUAUCGUGAGCCUGUGCUUUAGAAUCCUUUCUACGAUCAUAUCGAGAUAACUGCUAAUAUUUUGAUUUCAUAUAACUUUUUUGGUGUCACAGUUUUGGAUUAUUAAAACUAGCGUUUGUAAGAAUGUGAAUUACAUUCCGCAGAGGAGGGCUACGGUAUCAUCGAAAAUUAAAACCGCACACCAUGCGGUGGCGUCAGCGCGCGGUGGCGUGCACGUGAUCAGCUCUGGCAGAAUGGCGGCUCACGUUGCACUAUUCCUUCUCCUCUGCCUCGUCCACUGCCACACCAAGACCGUGCUGCAGGACAAACUUGCGGGUGUGCGCACAGUGGACGUGCAGGCAGUGGAGGGGAUGGUCGCGCAGUUCCCCUGCGAUCUGGGCACGGCCGCCAACGACAAAGUAUACAUGGUGUUCUGGUUUAGAGACGAUGCCGGCAUCCCCUUAUACAGCUUCGACGUGCGAGGCAAGCACCUAUCUGAGGCCAGGCAUUGGUCUGCACCAGAAGUGUUUGGCCCACGAGCUCACUUCUCCACCUCACCACCUCCAGCGUCGUUGCUUGUACGAGACGUCAAGAGAAGAGAUGAAGGCGUCUACCGCUGCCGGGUUGACUUUCGCAACACCCAGACCACCAGUUUCAGAUACAAUCUCACGGUUGUGGUGCCACCAGAGAAACCGGUGGUGGUGGACCGAUGGGGCCGUGUCAUAAACACCACAACUCUAGGACCCCAUGAAGAGGGAGAUGACGUGCUGCUCACUUGCCGUGUACUUGGAGGUCGCCCCGAACCAUCCGUAAGGUGGCUUGUAAAUGGAGUGCUCGUAGACGAAGAAUACGAACACAAUACGGGAGAUGUAAUAGAAAAUAGACUACUUUGGCCGGCGAUACGACGCGCGGACUACGCCGCGGUGUUCACGUGUCAAGCGGCCAACUCACAUCUAGUGCCGCCGAAGGAAGUGUCACUAGUGCUGGAUAUGUUCUUACGACCACUAACGGUGGAGAUCAAAAAGCCGUCUGAAACGGGAGAGGGCGGUGUGCUCACAGCAGAACGGAGGUACGAAGUGGCCUGCGAGUCAGCUGGCAGUCGCCCUCCUGCUGCCAUUUCAUGGUACAAAGGCAAACGACAACUUAAAAGAAUAACGGAGGAGCUCCGCGACAACCUGACCGUGAGCGUCAUGAGCUUCGUACCAACAUUAGACGACGACGGAAAGCCGAUCACUUGUCGCGCAGAAAAUCCAAACGUAACCUCGCUAUACCUUGAAACAUCGUGGACCAUUAACGUUGUUUAUCCACCAGUAGUGAAAUUGAGGCUUGGCAGUUCACUGGCAGCCGGGGACAUCAAAGAGGGCGAUGACGUUUAUUUCGAGUGCCACGUCCGAGCAAAUCCUCCUGCGAGAAAACUCUCGUGGCUCCAUGAUGACCGACCACUGGCACACAACGCGACGGCGCGCGUCUUCCACAGCAACCAGAGCUUAGUGCUGCAGAAGGUGACACGGCACAGUAGCGGCCGCUACGCCUGCUCAGCUCUCAACGCAGAAGGCGAGACCGUCUCCAACGAGCUACAUUUUCGCGUCAAAUAUGCACCAUCUUGUCGCAGUGGUGGCGUGUCUGUGGUGGGCGCAGCACGCGGCGAGUCGGUGGUCAUCGUAUGCGAAGUGGACGCAGAUCCUCCCGCGGCAGUCUUCAAAUGGAAGUUUAACAACUCAGGCGAAACGCUCGACGUCGCAGCAGACAGAUACACGUCUAAUGGCAGUGCUUCCAGUCUUAAAUAUACGCCAGUGGCGGACUUGGACUACGGUACGCUGUCGUGUGCAGCAUCUAACGAAGUCGGCUCCCAGCUAACACCCUGCGUCUUUCAAAUGGUCGCUGCCGGAAAACCACAUGCGCCAAGAAAUUGCACGUUAUGGAAUCAAACAUCAGAUUCAGUGGAAGUUUCAUGCGUGGCGGGGUUCGACGGUGGCCUGCCGCAGCACUUUCUACUCGAAGUUUACUCUGGAGAUGACAACAAGCCCAGGGUGAACCUGACGUCAGAGGACCCGAUAUGGACGGUGCGCGGACUGGAGUGGGAGGUGCGCUUCCGACUGGUCGCGGUCGCCGUCAACAGUAAGGGUCGCUCGUCGGCCGCCAGACUCGACGAUCUGCUCUUCCCUGAUCCUGAAAAAAGAACAGCGUCAGAAAGUGCAAUCGGCGCGGGUGCAGCGGGUGCGGCUGGAGCAACGAUAGCCGGCGCGGGAGCUGCGCUGGCGCUGGCGGGCGCGGCGUGGCGGGCGGCGAGGCGGAGGCGCAAACCCCGCAAGCCACCUGCUCCGCAAACCGAGAAGACCGCCGAUCACGAUGACGCUGAACCUGAUCUCAUACCAAAUAAUUACUGCGAAACUUCAAGUGCACCGUGCCUAGCGGUGUCUUCGCCGGGACGGACGGCUCCCGCGCCACUCACUACACCGGCGUGUAACGGCCCAGGCGCGUCGUGGACGUGGGGCGCUCGCAGCACGACGCCGGCGACGGCGCUCGGCCGGAGCGCGUCCGCGUCGCUGCGACCCGCGCAGGAUCUCAACGUAGACGCCAUCAAGGAGAAGCUACUCGACAACCGAAUCCCAGAGUCUUGCGUUUAGUUGAAUGCUAGUGUAUCGUCUCGUCCCCCAUCAGCCGCGCUACAAAAACUGAUUUAAAAGAAGAGUCAUUCCAAUAAUACUGAUUAAUCUAUUUUUUGUUUAGUAAUUUUAAUAAAAUAAAUAUUUCUCUGUUUGUAUAAUAGAUGACUACAUUUUUCACUGCACAUUUAACUUCGUGAUUUAAACUUGUUCCUCAAAUGGUUGGAAUGUUUUACUUUAGAAGCUGAGUAGCGUCUACUCAAGGCUGGUGCGGGGCGGGCUCUGGUUGCACGAUGCGUCUCUAAUUAAAGUACUGUCUGCCCUCUGUUUCUUCCCGACCCUCGAGUACGCCGAGCGUGAUUCAUUUUACCGCGGCCCUCGCAGACGGCUUUAGGAGAGACGGACCGUGUGUUCCUCGUGAAACUUGUCCUAUGUAAAUGUUGUAGCUAUCGCCAUCUCGCGGUCACUCGAGUUAGUUAUGUAAGAUGGAAAGUCGAUUUUAGUAGUAUAAUUAUCGCCUUCUUUUAAAAUCAUUAAUUUAAAAAAUAUAACAUAGCGAAUAAUCGUCACAAAAAUGUUUAAGAAAUUUCGAUUAAUAUAAAUCUGUAGUCGAUUUUAAGGAAUCAACUUUGUCAAAUUAAAUAUAAUAUUAUUGAAAUCGACUAUUCUGGAAGUAAUAUUAAUCCGGAGACUAUAAUUCUGUUAUUUCGUUUAGAUAAAUCCUGUGAUGUACAUAGUAGUUCGUAAGCGACUGAGUCUUUGCCACUUUUUUACAUGUCUACGAGUCUAGCUAAUUUGUCGUUUGAAGAGGCGAUGACGUCAUCGAUAUCUGGAGAGCGCUCCGUGUAAAUAAACUUUGUAACUUCUCGAUGUUAAGGUUUCCAUGUCGGCUUAGGAGAGCUCUCUCGGCUGAGUGAGUCAUAGCACUUACCCAUUAUUUUAUUGUUUUAUUUAUAUAAGUACAAGUU
Messenger RNA from Vanessa tameamea, 3663 nucleotides. RefSeq names its product sidestep II (gene side-II). The transcript has 17 exons. NCBI's taxonomy places the organism in Eukaryota, Metazoa, Arthropoda, Insecta, Lepidoptera, Nymphalidae. The record is from RefSeq and is a predicted model, not a curated record. The coding region runs from base 344 to 2716 and encodes 790 amino acids. Gene Ontology annotation, molecular function: protein binding.